AUGGAUGAGGAAGAACUAGAGCUCAAGAAGCAACUGAAAUUAAAGAAGAAGGAAGAAUUGGCUAAGAGGAAGAGACAAAGAGAAAUUGAAGGCUCCAGGCCUCUGGCAAAACCUCAAAAUACAGCAAUCUACAUUUCUAAUCUUCCGGUGGAAGGUGUAACGGUCGAUGACCUCAUCACUGAAUUCAGCAAAUAUGGUAUGAUUAAAAAAGAUUCUAAGGAUGAUCAAUACAAAUGCAAAAUAUACUCAGAUUCAAGUGGGAAGCCCAAAGGCGAUGCUUUACUUGUUUACGUUAGGCCGGAAAGUCCAGCAAUGGCUAUCGAGAUGAUGAAUGGCUACACCUUCCGUGGUCAAAAUAUCAAGGUGGAGUUAGCCCAAUUUGAUCAAGAAUUGAAUAAUUACAAAGAGGAACCUAAAGAAUACAAGAGAAGAAAAACCGAUACCUCUGCUAAGCUGGAGAACAAUUUACUCAACUGGAGCGAAGACUCGGACGAAAAAUCCCCGAAUGCCGAAAAUGAUCACACCGUCAUUCUUGCGAAUAUUCUUGAUAUGUACGCGGAGUUUCAACCUCAGGAGAUAGCAGAUAUUGCAAGGGAUAUUAGAGAAGGAUGUGAAGUCUUUGGAGAAAUACUCUUUUUUAAGUUCGACGAACUACUUGCAGAGGCCCAUAUCCAAUUCGCGACUCUAGAAGCAGCUCAGAAGUGUCGUGAGAAGAUGAACAAUAGAUACUUUGAUGGUAGAAAGAUAAGAGCAUACCUUGCCAACGAAGACAUAAGCGAAACAUUAAGUAGUUCUGAAGACUUUACAGACUUUUAA
Messenger RNA from Lachancea fermentati, 816 nucleotides. The record is from the annotation of a GenBank genome assembly. NCBI's taxonomy places the organism in Eukaryota, Fungi, Ascomycota, Saccharomycetes, Saccharomycetales, Saccharomycetaceae.